ACGGCGCCCUGCGGCGGCGGCCGCCACUCCUUCCUUGCUGCGGAGACGCCCUCGUUGCGGCCACUCCUCCAUCAAUCUUUCACAUAUAUACAUACUUACUCGACUCUCGCCGCGACGGCAGUCCUCGACUCCAGGCGGCAGGCUCGUGGGGGCCCGAUUGCUGCCUCCCCAGCUAGGGCUCGCCGUCGCCCACCCUCACUCAGGGACGGUCGCCCUCCGCCCGCUCCUCCUAGUAACUGGGGCGGAGCCAGCACUAGCAAUCAGAAGCGGGGAGAUCCCCAGGAACUCGGCGGCGGCGCCGCAGGCCGCAAGGCAGAGCAGCAAACCGGCCGAGUAGCGGGUUCCAAAAUGAGCGACGGCGUGAUAUGGCACUGCAUCCGGCACAACCACUGCAGCUUCAUGGCUAAGAUUACGACAGGGAUAUUUUGCCGGAAUCCCUACAACGCUACGGGCAUAUGCAACCGGAGCUCCUGCCCUCUUGCCAACAGUCGUUAUGCCACCAUCCGGGAUCAUGACGGUGUCUUCUAUCUGUACAUGAAAACUGCUGAAAGAGCUCAUCUGCCAAACAAAUUAUGGGAGAGAGUCAAACUGCCAAGGAAUUAUGAGAAAGCAAUGGAUGUCAUUAACAAGCAUCUUGAAUUUUGGCCUAAGUUACUUGUGCACAAGAUCAAACAGCGGCUGACAAAAAUGACUCAAUAUCGUAUAAGAAUGAGGAAGCUUCAACUUAAAGUGAGGGAGAAGGUUAUGACAAUGCCCAGGAAGCAAACUCAGCGUGAUCUCAGGAGACUGGAGAAAGCUGAAAAGGCUGCUCAACUAGAAAAGAACAUUGAAAGUGAAUUGAAGGAACGCCUGAAGAAAGGUGUUUAUGGUGAUAUCUAUAAUGUUCCCUUCAAAGAGUUUGAUGAAGUUCUUGACAUGGAAAGAGAUGAAGUGGUUCUUGAAGAAGAGGAUGAAAAAGAAGGAGCGGUAGAGUAUGUCGAAGGUGAUGACAUGGAAGAGAUGGAUCACAUGGAUGAUAUGGAAGAUUUUGAAGGCCUCAGAGGCACAGACGAAGAUGAUCAUUUGGAUAGCCAAGUACCAAAGAAACCUAAGGGAUUGGGUUCUUAUUUCAAGCAAAAUGCAGGGAAAAGGUCUAGAAAGGUUAUGACUGAGGUGGAACAAGACGAAGAGACAAAUACCAGGCAAAGGACCCGAAUGUGAAUUCGGCAGAGUGGGUGACUUUUGUUGUGUAUUAGAUCAUUUUAUUUGCCUUCUUUAUUUUAAUGCGUAACAUUCACCUGGGUUCCUGUGGAGAAGCGAUCCAUAUUUGUCCAUGCUCUGUAAUUAGGCUAACUAAAAAAUUAGCCUUUGCAGUCUAAGCAACUGAUGCAGCAAAUCUGAAUCUUUAUGCCCUGUUUGGAAUCAACCGAUGGAUUGUCCCUUACCUCU
Molecule: messenger RNA, 1428 nt
Organism: Panicum virgatum (switchgrass)
Lineage: Eukaryota; Viridiplantae; Streptophyta; Magnoliopsida; Poales; Poaceae
Product: protein MAK16 homolog B-like
Exons: 10
Coding region: 349-1200 (283 amino acids)
Biological process (GO): maturation of 5.8S rRNA; maturation of LSU-rRNA
Cellular component (GO): nucleolus; preribosome, large subunit precursor
Source: RefSeq, a predicted model, not a curated record